GGAGAUUAUUCAUAGCUGACACAAACAACAGCUUAGUUCGAUAUCUAGAUUUAAACGCUGAUGAAACUGAACUACGUACCUUGGAGCUUAAAGGAAUUCAGCCUCCUAAACCAAAACCAAGAUCUUUUAAACGUCUUAGACGACGAGCAUCAGCCGAUACAGAAGCACGCAGUAGAUUCAACGUGGAUAUUGAACCUGAAGAUGCUGUGAAUAUUGAACCCCUCGAUGGAUUCCUUAAUCCAGAAGGAUCCGCAACUCUUCACUUUAAGAGAACCUCUAAUUCUGCUUCAAUGGGAAGAAUUAAUUGCAAGUCUUUGCUGUUUGAGGUUCCCUUCCGAGAGGGAGUUUCUAGCCUUUCCAAAGCAGACUUCACUCUUGCACAUUUUGUCAAACCCAAAACUUCAACUGGCAACUUACUGCAGACAGUUGCCCCGUGA
Messenger RNA from Sphenostylis stenocarpa, 437 nucleotides. NCBI's taxonomy places the organism in Eukaryota, Viridiplantae, Streptophyta, Magnoliopsida, Fabales, Fabaceae. The record is from the annotation of a GenBank genome assembly.